Bursaphelenchus xylophilus (pine wood nematode) is the source of this 4656-nucleotide messenger RNA. The record is from the annotation of a GenBank genome assembly. Lineage: Eukaryota; Metazoa; Nematoda; Chromadorea; Rhabditida; Aphelenchoididae.
AUGCUGAUACAGUACCUCAUCACACUGCCAUUACUACCUCUGAUUCUGAGUCUGAAUGAAGAUCGCCUUCUAGAUUCCUUGCAUCAGAUUAAUCAAAAAUGGGAUCAAAUAUUCGAGAAGACCGCGUUUCUCGACGUUCUCCAAAAGGUAUAACGUUUUUGAAAUCACUAAUUUUAAGUAUUUUACAUCCAAAAAAUUUACAGAAUAUUGCAAAUAAUGUCAUCGUUUCUUUAUACGUUUAUCGUUUAGGGGAUUGAAAAUGAAGUAAAUGGAAAAUUGACCCGGACGAAUGUUGAUUUCGGCUCCUACACAAAACAAAUCUCAGAAAACUUGAACGAUUUCUUCGAAAAAAAGAUCAGUUCACUGAGGGUAAGUAACAAAUUCCAUGUUUUAUAGGUUUAGAAAAUUAUAAAAGUAACGGAGAAAGCAACAACAGGCGUGGACUACAACCAAAGAUGGAUCCAGGUAAACCCUUUUAAUAAUAACGGUUUCUUUUCACCUAAACGUUUGCACUUACAAAGAAUUCCAUUGACAAAUUUUAUGGCCUAAGGUUUUAUUAAUUUUAUUAAUUGAUUUUUGGCAGGAUGAAUACGAAUGUUACAAUUUUAUGAAAAGAAUAAACAAUUCGGACCUCUAUUUCAUGGAUGUUAGUUCCCAGAAAUCAGGAGUUCAUGUGAAUGUGGAAUCAUUCAAAUGUGGUAAGAGUACCGUUACUUUCAAUAACAUUAUUAUUCAUCAGAUGAGACGGUGAUUAGAGAUUUCGAAUGGACGGGGAAGGAAGAGAUUGAACGGGUUUUACAGGAGAAUUUAAAUGGAGAUCCGACCAUCCAGCGACAAUAUAUUGGGACUUAUAGCGGACUGACCCGAGUCUACCCAUCAUUUCGAUGGGAAUCCGAGCCCAGUUUGGUGACUAUAGAUCUCUUCGAUCCUAGAUUUCGUCCUUGGUUUGUUGCCGCCGAAUCAGCGCCUAAGGACAUAUUGUUCUUGCUGGAUUAGUAUGUUGUAAAUUGAUGUGAAACUUUUAAAAUAAUUUUCGAAACUAGUGGUUUUAGACUCGUUUUGCUUUUUUGUUAACAGGGGAAGUACUCCAAGUGCGACGCUCAGAUUUUCUUUAAAUUUUGCACACACGUCGGGUAUGGACAAAAUAUCAAUUCCUGAAAGUUUUAGCUCGCGCUUUGCGGGCGCCGCCGAGAUAUCGAACGAUUUUUGUCGCCGAGAGAGCACGCUAAACGCGGAGUGCGGUCAGAGAGAAAAGCGCUUUUUGGCCAUAACUUUGGCAGUUUCGUGCGGAAAAAUGCGAUUUUUUGUAGAAACAUUUUCCUUUACAGUUGAAAUAGGCAUGAAACUUUUCGUGCCGGAAUUCGGCAAAAAGUCCUAAAUUUUCGCCGACUUUCGAUCUAAAAAUCUCGGGUGUUUCUGCAAAGCGCGAGCUAGGAUUCUCGCAUAUAUCUUAGAAAAAAUUAUUCUAAAUUUGUGCCAAGUUUCAUCAAAAUCUGAGCGUCGCACUUGGAGUACUUCCCCUAAGAUUACUAUUAUAAUAGAUCGCAAUUCUAUUUGCUUUUCAGUAGCGGCUCUGUGAAAGGACAAACCCUUCAUUUGAACAAGAUGAUCAUCAUGUAUAUCCUCACAACUCUGACCCCUAAUGAUUACUUCAAUGCCGUUUGGUACAACAGUAAAAGGGAGAUGUUAUUGUCUUCUUGUUCGGGCGAUAGUUUCAUACCGGCUACAACCCGAAACAAGCGGAUCUUUCAACACAUGCUGGAUAAGAUUGAAGAGAAAGACCAAGCCACAUUGCCUCCGGCUGUUAAUAUGAGCUUAAACCAGUUUGUCUCGGUAAGUAAAAGUUUGGAGGAUUUGUGACCUACUUGUUACGCAGGCUUACAUAAUUUUGUUUAAGGAAUCCUACAGAAAAGCGUAUAAGAAAAGGCAAACAAGUGGAGGACACAAGGCGAUCAUGUUAUUCACCGAUGGGGUCGAGUUCUGGCCAAUCCAAGAGAUCAAAUCAUUUAGGAAAAAUUAUCCGAAAGAAAAGGUAAGCGAUCUAUUAAAGUAUAAUCGAAUCCGUUUCUAGGUCCGAAUUUUCGGCUAUUCCAUGGGUUACGGUACCGGGCACAUCCCUGCCCUAGAUUGGAUCUCCUGUGAAACCGAUGGGACGUAUUCCAUCGUCGAUUCCAUCUCUGAUGUUCGAAUGCAAUCCCGGGCAUACCUGACCAAAUUAGUGAAGCCUUUGGCCGAUGAAUUGGGCACCAUCAGUCCGGAAGAUCGUCCUCCAGUCUUCUCGUAUCCUUAUAUGGACACCCAAGGUGAGGGAGGAGUCAUCAGUAUAUCUUCACCUGUUCUCAACUUCAUGGAUAAUGUAACUGCGGAGACCAACAGUCUUCUGGGCGUUGCUUCCAUUGAUAUUACAUUGGAAAGUCUAAGAUUACUGGCCAAAGGGAAUGAAGGAAUGUAUGCAUUCAUAAUAGACAACAACGGAAUUGUUUUCUAUCAUCCCAAACUGAAACUACCUCCAAGGGAAGUGUAUUCAGUAAGAAGAACGGCCUGUCAUAAUGUGAAGGGGAACAUUAGACACGGAACUCGAGUCCAAUAUGGGCCGGCUGAUGAGAGAGUGAAGAAAAUCAUGGGAUUAAUUGAUUCAAUAUUCACUUUGGACGUCGUAAGUACUAACGGAUAACGUUGCAAGGUGUUGUAGUUGGAACUAGAGACAGAUCACACCGAGAGAUUCAAGAAAUUCAGAGACAAGAUGAUCAAAGGAGAUUGCAAUGAGGUCGUGGAUGACGUAAGAUUAUAUAAUUAUUAUGCAAUCACUAAUUUGCAGGGUAACAAGCAAUACAAAUGCGCCAAGAUUAAGGAUACACCGUUAACGAUUGGAUUUGUCUGGAAUAAAAAGACAAGUAUUGUUGAUUUGGAUGAAGAGAGCAAAGAAAUUUUGUUCGAAGAAAAUGAUCUGGUCGCCGAUUGGGUUAGACAACCGUAAGGGAACACUUAAGUCGUCUGAAUAUAUACCUUUAGAUCCCUAUGUUCUGAAUUCCUGAGCGUGAACCCUCUUUUUUCCCAAUACGAAAGUCUGAUGGAUUUGGCCGAGAAAGAGGCUGAAUGCAUGUCCUUAAGGGAUCGGAAACUGUUAUCCACAUUCCAUCGAGGAGUUAGCGAAUGGCGUCAACAGUGGCCAUAUCUCGAUUUGAAUCAGACUUGUGAAGUUCACACUAGUAUCACUGAUGAGGCAAGACAUCCACACUUUCACUCAGCGUUUGUGGAGACCCUACCGGGCGUGGUCACGUUCUAUCCAGCAUGGUAAGUAAAGCUUAGCAUAAUAUGUUUAUUGGACCUGGUUAUAGUCAUAACAAGAGUAUUCAACACUUUUACGAGGACCAACCCCAACUUCUAAGUCGGCCCACAGACACUACAUCAACCAAAGUACGGAUGGAUCCGUUCUCGCAGUUAGUCACCACAUAUCGUGAGAUCACCGACAAGGACACGCAGUCUGUCAUUGCUGUGAUCGGAGCACAAUGGGACAAGACAAUCUUCUCGGAACUCUUCAACGAUGCUUUAGAGAAUGAUGAUGGGCUGGCCGACUGCAGAAACAAUGGAGUCAAAUGCAUAUUAGUAACAAAUGAUCUGUUUAUAUUAGGGAGUAAACUUCCUUUGAAUAACAUACACUUGUCUACAACAGAACCAGAACUUUUACAUCAUCUAAUUGGACAGAAAGUUGUUGAGAUGUGAGUCUUAUUCCCGACGAUGACAGCCGAAUCCAAUAUUUUCAGAGGUCGACGACAAGAUUACCAAGCUGAAUGUGGGAUCAGUGACCGGAGAUACGACAAGGUCCGGGGAAAUACCAGCCUUUCAUUCCGACCUCUCACAAUUUUCAGCAAUUUAAUAAACAUACUGAUCAGUCUUAUGUAAGUAUAAAUUUGAUGUCUGAAAUUAAUCCGUAUGAUUUUAGAUACUCUUUCAUAUCAGUCGAAAGUAAGCCGUAUUAUCAGAACCAGACUUGUCAUUUCCAACGGCGAGAUUUUAUUGAACAAUGUGUUGUGGAGGAAAAUUACUUUACACUUAAGUCGAUGCAGAAGGUGACAGUCCGAUACAAAGUAAAGAAGAAUUGUUAUCACACAGGAACCAUUCUACCAAGUCCAGAUAAGAGGCUGAAUCUCAUCGUUAUCGAAGGAUUUUGUGAGUCCGAUCCAUCGCUGGCAAAGAAACUGUCUAUUCAAUACGAGUACCGGCCUUACAGAGGUAAAAAAUGAUUAGAUGUCACCCUUCCCCAUUUUCAGUAGAUGAUUGUACCCUUUCUAAUCUUACUUACCGAGCCCGGCCAACAAUUAUCUUCAAUGAAAAGAACGAAGUAAGUCUCCGAAACGAGUACAGGGUGUGGCAAUUUUGUAGCCCAAUUUUUUCUAAGUAAUCAGUCUGCAUUUUUGUUUGGUACCGUUGUAAAAAUCCGGAGAUUUCGUCACUUUCAUGGUGAAUAUAAAAAAUCGCGAAAUCCUACCUCAUUUUGUCUAUAACUCUUGACACCUUUCUUUGGAGACAGGGCUACAAAAUUGCCGCACCCUCUCUAUCUUACUGUAGGUGCCACAUCCCGACAAAUGCUCAGACACGGCUGGAUUGAAGAUCUCAAUACUUCUUAUGAUAGCUGCGGUGCUAAUCGUACACUAG